Hemicordylus capensis (graceful crag lizard) is the source of this 3431-nucleotide messenger RNA. RefSeq names its product Sp6 transcription factor (gene SP6). Gene Ontology annotation, molecular function: RNA polymerase II cis-regulatory region sequence-specific DNA binding; DNA-binding transcription factor activity, RNA polymerase II-specific. Gene Ontology annotation, biological process: regulation of transcription by RNA polymerase II. The coding region runs from base 900 to 2003 and encodes 367 amino acids. The transcript is spliced from 2 exons. The record is from RefSeq and is a predicted model, not a curated record. NCBI's taxonomy places the organism in Eukaryota, Metazoa, Chordata, Lepidosauria, Squamata, Cordylidae.
CUUUCUAGUGAGGUUUGAAUUAAAACUGGAUUUCCUCCAUCCCGACCUAAUCUGCUAGUUAAUGAAAAAGAUUCCAAGCCAUGAAGAGAGAAACAUGUGUGCAGAGUGCAACCACUAAGUAACUGGAGGCAGCCCACAAAGUUUUGAGAUUAGGGAGCAGAGAUAUGGAAAGUGCUUGGUUUCAAGUUAUGUCUUAUCCCCAAUACCUCUCUUUUUACAUAGAAAAAGAAAAAAGCAGCAAGGACUACUAGUUUCAUUUAGAUUUCUACAACACAGAAUGAAAAGUUGUACCCGUAACUCCAGUAUGAGUGUUUCUUUCCCGUUCUGAGCUUGAGAAGAAAAGACGGUUGCAGCCAUCAGGCAUCCUGCAGCUGUAAAUGAACUGAAGCGUGGAGGAGGCAGAAACAAAGGGUUCUUGUACCUUCUGCCUUUCAUUAUCUUGUGGUCGUGCAUCUGACAAAGUAGGCUCUAGAGCACAUGAAAGUUUAUGCCACAUUGAAUUGGUUACGUAUGUCUAUGGUUGCACGUUGCUGCUUUCAUGCAGGAAUCGCAACACGGAGGCACUUGUCCAUGCCUAGAAGGGUUAAAGUCAGCAGGUAGUAGGUGGGGCUGAGAGGUGUGGUUUGGAUCUAUCCUGGCUCCUUCUCUGCUGCGUACUUGAACCAGUCACUCCUGGAGUGGCUCUUGCAUAUACCUGCCUAACUUGCCUCUGACACAUUCUCUGCCUUCGUUUUGCUGGGACCGCCUCACUUCCUCGCAUUCUGGAUUUUGCAUUGCAGACAGCAACAAAAUUUGCCUGACAAGCCAAUGUGGAAAGACCUGUUGGAGGAUCGCGGCUGCCACCAGCAACUCUAAACCCAUUAGGUGUUUGAGAACCCACCCACCUCGGGAGUUCUGCAAUGCUCACAGCCGUCUGUGGUUCUCUUGGCAACCAGUGCUCAGAGACACCCCGUUCUUCCCCAACCCACCUAGAGCUGCAGCCUCUGCAAACCUACCAACCGCACACCAGCCCUGAGAGCGGGGGAGAUUUCCCAUCCCCUCUGCAGCCCACGGAACUCCAGCACCUGCCCUUAGGUGGGCCAGACACGGAGUUUUCAGCCAACCCUGGAUAUGAACUGCAUGGCUCUUCAAGGUUAGACCUGGACAGCGAAAGCCAACUGGCCCCUGGCUCAUACUCUAAGCUUCUACAGACAGCACCAGAUAUGGCUCACCAUUAUGAACCUUGGUUCAGGCCUACGCAUCCUAGCAAUGCUACUGAUGAAGGUGGCAUCAAUCCAUGGUGGGAUCUCCAUGCUGGAUCCAGUUGGAUGGAUCUUCAGGGUGGCCUUCAGCCACCAGGCCAUGCAGGUGGACUUCAGCCAGCUCUGGCUGGCUAUGGCUCUUCGGAACAUCAACUCUGCGGUCCACCUCACCAUCUCUUGCCUUCAGCACCACAUCUCAUGGGCCAGGAAGGAGUCAAGUCCCUGGAUUCUACUCAGGAGCCUCAUUCUCUGGAUCAGGCUGGGGAUGGCAGUGGUAGGCCGAAGAGUUCAAGGCGUUCAGUGACCCGGAGUUCUGGGCAGGCUGCCUGCAGGUGUCCCAAUUGCCAAGAGGCCGAGAGGGUGGGCCAGUGUCCUGACAACUCUAAGAAGAAGCACCUCCACAACUGUCAUAUCCCUGGUUGUGGCAAAGCCUACGCCAAGACAUCCCAUCUGAAGGCCCACCUGAGGUGGCACAGUGGUGACCGUCCCUUUGUCUGCAACUGGCUGUUCUGUGGAAAGCGCUUCACCCGCUCUGAUGAGCUGCAGAGGCACCUUCAAACCCACACAGGAACCAAGAAAUUUACCUGCCCUGUUUGCAACCGGGUCUUUAUGAGAAGUGACCACCUUAGCAAGCACAUGAAGACGCAUGAAGGUGCUAAGGAGGAAGCAGACGGAGAGAGCAAAGCUGGGACAGAGCCUCCUGCCAAAGUCAAACGGGAGCCUGAUGGAAGCUCUUCAAGUGCUGCUCCCCAAUCCAAUUGAGCCUUUCUUCUUCAUUGAAGAAGUUCCCUCCCCAUCUGUCCAUAAUGGUCACUCCUGUUCUACUGACUUGUCUUCCUUGCUCAAGGCUCUGGGGUCACCACACCCUCUAGGCCUGAACAUUUCUCUGUCCUUGGAAUGAGAGGUUAUUUAUUCUCUAGGAGGAAAGGAUGACGAUGUUGGAACAUGUUAGGAAGGGCCAAGCCCUUGAACAGCUUUGGGGUGGAUCUUCACAUUGAGUGUGUGUUUGGGGUGUAAGGGAGGGAUGCUUUUGAAGGAUGGUUGCUGAGGUGGGUUGGGAUAAGUGGAACCUUAUGGGCAGAUAUAAAUCAUUUUGGGCCUUACCUGUCUCGAAUGAUAGGUUACUUGUCUCUACUAUACACAGAGAACACACAAAUGUGUUAAUAGUUACGGUAGGACCUCAUUCUUUAGUUUAAGCUUGUAGAGAUUUAUGGGUUUAGAUCUAACCAUCCUCUGUUCAUUCUCCACCCCUUGGGUCCGCAGUUUAGUCGGCUAUCAUGGCAUCUCUCACACCUUAUUUCCAUUGGUUGGGUGUCUUUUCUUGGAAAAAGCAAGGGCAGAAUUGUUGGUUUGUGUCCUCUACUGUGCUACCUCACCCUGUUGGCAAUACUAGUGAGAUGCUAAACUUUGUCUUUAACUACAGGUGUUUUCACAAGUGACCUUAAAAGUACCUUUUUGUCUCCUUUGUGGAAUUAUUCUGCAGCAGUCCAAUUUGUGUGGCAGGCUGAUGCACCCAAAACCUCCUGUAUUGUAUUUUGACAGCAUCAUCAAAGCUAAAUCACCACAGUACUCAUACACAAACCAUAACCAUGCCAUUCAAUUAAAAGAAACUUCUCCUUUUCUCAUCAUGAAUAUACUCCUACAUUAAUUUCCUAAUUGCUACUUUACAAUCAUAAGUUUCUUUUCUGUACAAACAUGAGAGAUAAAUUUUCUGUACGAACAUGAGAGAUACUAUUUUGUAGUGUAACUGGGUUUCACCUUCACUGGAUUUCAACAGGAGAGCAAAUGAUUAUCCUGUUUGUAAUUCCUGCUGAAAAAUUAUCACCCACAUCAGGCCUACUUGAUGUACAGUGAGUCACUCUAUGUAUAUUUGUGUCAUUUAUUUAGAUUGCAGUAGGUUUUCUGUUCACAGGAUCAAAAUUUGGGGAAUGGGAUGCAGAAUACACAUCACUGCCAGUAGUUUCCCUUGUGCCAUAUGGAAGAUAUUCUGGUAUGUGUUUUGUGCCACAGAUAAAGAAAUAACUUCCUUUCCCUACAUCCUUGGUCCCCUUUAGCACCCACAUAGCAUCUGCCUCAAACUUGUUAAUUAACAAUGUGAACUGACAUAAACUUUUGCAUUAAUUUGGAAUUUGCAGAGUUUUAAUUGUAAAGCAUUUCAAAAUCUUAUUUCAAACAGAUUUGGCAAGGGGA